Molecule: messenger RNA, 633 nt
Organism: Microthlaspi erraticum
Lineage: Eukaryota; Viridiplantae; Streptophyta; Magnoliopsida; Brassicales; Brassicaceae
Source: the annotation of a GenBank genome assembly
AUGAAUAAUCAAGAAGAAGCGGCUAAGCAACCUCCAAACAAACUUCCGGAUCUAACCCUAUUCCAGCAAGCAAAUUCUGAAAUUGCUCUUGCUGCCACCCAAGCUAAUUCCCAUUUUGCCCCUCCUAUUCAUGAUUCGUUCCCUUCGAUGAUAGAAAGUGACGAAGAAUCUGAUGAAGAAGAAGAAGAAGAAGAAGGAAGCAGUGAUAACUACUACGAGUAUUUCGAUAGCAAUGGGUUUGGAGAAGAAGAUGACGAAAUCAAUGAGUUUCUUGAGGACCAAGAAAGCAACUCCAACAUUGAGGAGGAUGGUUUCUUGGAGGAAGAAGAUGAGAUUGACCCCGACCAGUUGUCGUACGAGGAACUGAUUGCCCUUGGAGAAUUCAUCGGAGUCGAAAAACGUGGCCUGACUCCGACCGAAAUCUCCUCGUGUUUAAAGACAUCUAGCUACGUAUUUUCACAUGACAAAAACAAGAUUGAUCGUUGUGUAGUUUGCCAAAUGGAGUUUGAAGAAGGAGAAUCUUUGGUCGUUCUCCGACUUUGUGACCAUCCAUACCACUCUGAAUGUAUAACCAAAUGGCUUCAGGCGAAGAAGAUUUGCCCCAUUUGCUGUUCUGAACCAUCUCUCAGCUAA